This is a messenger RNA of Dendronephthya gigantea, 1419 nucleotides long. Its product is annotated as bone morphogenetic protein 7-like. Lineage: Eukaryota; Metazoa; Cnidaria; Anthozoa; Malacalcyonacea; Nephtheidae. The coding region runs from base 20 to 1099 and encodes 359 amino acids. Gene Ontology annotation, cellular component: extracellular region. The transcript is spliced from 2 exons. Gene Ontology annotation, molecular function: cytokine activity; growth factor activity. The record is from RefSeq and is a predicted model, not a curated record. Gene Ontology annotation, biological process: SMAD protein signal transduction.
CUUACAAGCAAAGGAAAGGAUGCGUUUUCGCGUCAGAAAAACGAUGUAUUUCGUUUUGUUUGUAACCGCUGCUCUUCUCAAUUUCGUGGUGAGCACCGACAGUAGAAACGAUUUGAAAAGCCAAGAAGAAAGGGAUUUGAUGCGUUUGUUUCUGCAAAAAAUUCCAGAUGCAUCCAAAAAUGUCGGCCGGCGUCGAGAAGUGCCUUCCUUCCUAAAGAAAUUGUUCAAGAUGCAGUCUCGUCGGUCCACAUUCUCACAGGUCUUUUGUACAUUCAGCGAAGAUCGCUUGCUUUCAAACAAACGAACAUCUUUAUUUUCCUUUGAUUUAUCCUACAUUGAAAAUUUUCGUGAGGCUAAUCAAAUACAGUUACGUGUGUUUAAACGAAGAUCGAAACGACGAGAUUCACGCGAGUUCUAUUACAUACAUUUAUACCAAAUCUUUGAUAACGCUAUACACAAUGCUUCUCGCGAAAGCAAACAUUUAAUUAGUUCGCGGUUUGUUCGUAAUUCACGUGGUGAAUGGCUGGUAUUUGAUGUAAUAUCCGAGCUUAAUUCACAAGAUAUCGUACUUACAACCACGAAACCCAGCUUUUUGCUCCAGAUAAAAGCAGUCAACGAUCAAGCUAAGUCUAAACCAGUAUCGAUAGCGAAGUUUGGUCGCAAGCAACCAUUUAUGCUGGUAAUUUUUCAAAAGAAAGUUUCACCGACAUCCGAAAUGAAAACGCCUAGCAGUUCAAACCUAUAUCAGUUCGGAAAGUUGCGAAUUACACGAUCUUCGAGUUCGAACGGUCGACCGACUGGGCUGUGUUCUCGUCGCAAAUCGUUGCAUAUCAACUUUCAAAGCUUCGGAAUGAGCAAUAUUAUUGCACCUAAGAGCUACGAGGCCUAUUAUUGUGAUGGAAAAUGUCCGAUUCUGUCAGGUUCAAUAUAUUCAUUUCUUCGAAACCGCUACCGGCUACAAAGUAAAAAGAAGAUCCCGGCAGCUUGCUGUGUUCCUACCGAGCUCGAAUCUCUACAGUUGCUGUAUAUAAACACGAAAGGAAAUAUAAUUCUCGAUCACUUUAGGGAAAUGGUAGUAUCAUCGUGUGGCUGUAGGUAGCUUUACGAAAAUGUUUGAAACCAGAAACCAUAACAGCUAAUUCAAAUUCGAAAGCUUUUAGGCUCUUUGAAGAUGUAAGUACAAAGUAUAUUCAAGUUUGUGGUGCGUAUCAGCCUUGUGUGACUUGUGGUCAUAUACUGUGAGUGUAAUUCCUAUGGUAAUUAUAUCACUGUUAAUUUACACAAAGAUUAGUGGUGUUUGUGAUAGAGCGAUAUUAUGCAAAUUCCAUGUACGUUUGCAAAAAUCCAACCAGUAGGUGGAUAUUUACUGACAAUCUUUAUUAGAAUAGGAAGAAACCAAACAAAACUUGAUUAUUUUUC